This is a messenger RNA of Talaromyces proteolyticus, 375 nucleotides long. RefSeq lists its product as uncharacterized. Bases 1 to 375 code for a protein of 124 amino acids. The record is from RefSeq and is a predicted model, not a curated record. The transcript is spliced from 3 exons. Lineage: Eukaryota; Fungi; Ascomycota; Eurotiomycetes; Eurotiales; Trichocomaceae.
AUGCGUUUCACUUUUCUUUUCGGCUCUUUCGCUGUUGUUGUCGCUAUCAACGCAGCCGCCAAUACUUCUCCGAUUGACGCCAUUACCCAGGCUUUGGAGCAUGGUGACUUUGUGGAUGCUGCUAUUGAUAUUCUGACGUUGGGAAGUUGCGAUGUUUCUAAUCUUGCUGACUGUGUCGGCGUAUUUGCUCCUAUAGUUAUGGAUUGUGGCCUAGCUGCACUAGACCAGGGUACAAAGCCAAGUGAGGAUUUGAAAUGUUUCGAGGAUACCCUAGAAGCUAUUGGCACUGGAUCUGGACCUAAAGGGUUUGGUACCUGCGCAGCUUGUAUUGAAGAGGGGAUUUCUAUUGCCCAGUCUCUCUUAAAAGAUAUAUAG